AUUGGGUUAAUCCAAGACAUGUGGGCGGGAAGGCGUCUUAGACAAGAUCAUCUGGCGCCCAAUAUUCAUCCACAACAUGCCACUAGCCGCAACCUACCUGCCUGAGUGGUAUGGGAACGAGUGUCGAAGCAGCGGUAAACCUCUGGUGCGAUUUUGGUAUCACACAGCCGUCCCAUUCCUGUCUAUCUGCUUCACGUCAGAACUGAACACAGCACUGACGGUGAGAAAUAGAAAACAAUCCAGUAGAUCCAGACAUCUCCGGCCUCUUCAUUAUCUCGAAACGGGGAUCUGUUCAAUUUUAGUACGUAUAUGCAGCCCAGCUGUGCUCUGCCUCUUCUUAUGUCCUUCUGACUGCCUCAUCUUACUUUUGUGCACACAAUGCUGCCCAUGUUCUCGCAGCCAGCUAGGGAUUAUACAUACACCUAGGACAGCCAGCCGUCUAGGAUCCGGGAUGGCGCAGACUGGCCGCCGUCCUCGUAUAACCAAUACUGUCCGAGUAUUGGCUCAUCGGCAUUAUUGGAGGAUGGGAACAGUCCAUAGCCCAGGUGAGUGAUUCCCUCUUCAAUCGACGUGAUAUGCAGCAACCGAGUCACAACAUCACAGCUCUCACGCUCGUUGAACCAUUGACGUGGUCAUCAUAAUCGGGAUAUCCAGACCAGCGGGCUCGGUUGCACAAAAGGUGGGGGCCUGGGCAGCAGUGUUGUUGCCAUUCAUCACCAGUCGGUGACAAGGCGGGCGCGCGGUGAUCUCCAUAAACGGAAAUCUUCGAGGCUAAUUCCGUCUUGCAAUUGGCUCGGGCCCGGUGGACCUUGAUAGCCGGCACACACGGCCGGAUUGCCUUGCUUCCCCGCGAGGGGAACAUCAAUCUAAAUCUCGUACGUCUUGACGACGGUCAGCUUACACAGUACUCACGUCUCGUUUCCUGUUCGGCACGGCCCUAUUCCCUUUGGUGGUGAGGGGAAGCGAGGGAGGGAGGGAAGAGCUGGAGAGGAUGAAAAGAGAUGGCCGCGCGGGUAUUCCAAUUCUCCGCUUACAGAAGCAAAUCGCACAACCCAAUGUUCUCGAAUUAGUUCGCGACCAGCUUUCGUAGUACCUUGUUGCCAUGUCUCUGGAGGUGAAAGAUAGGUCUCAAAGAAGUGGAGUCUCAAAGUCCCCGAAAAUGCAGGGUAGCAGGCGGGAAUCACACACAGUGUCUAUCCCUUGAUCACUCAACUUGCCUUUCCUCCUAUUAGGGGGACUGGACUGGAUUCCUUUAGAUACACUCUUCCUUCCGUGAGUUUGUAACUUAGCCGAACCCGGGAGAAAGAAAGAAACCCAGCCGUGGGUUUCUGAUGACGGGAUGCCGUGGUGCCCGUGCCCGUGCCCGUGCCCGUAAGCGGUCCCCGGAACCUGGACCCUGCCAGGAAUGAC
Molecule: messenger RNA, 1410 nt
Organism: Neurospora tetraspora
Lineage: Eukaryota; Fungi; Ascomycota; Sordariomycetes; Sordariales; Sordariaceae
Exons: 2
Coding region: 77-553 (158 amino acids)
Source: RefSeq, a predicted model, not a curated record